This is a messenger RNA of Misgurnus anguillicaudatus (oriental weatherfish), 2528 nucleotides long. The record is from RefSeq and is a predicted model, not a curated record. NCBI's taxonomy places the organism in Eukaryota, Metazoa, Chordata, Actinopteri, Cypriniformes, Cobitidae.
CACUGGAUUCUUAAUAUUGCACUGGUGCAGUGGUAAACGGUACACUUCCCACUAAAGAGGAACGGUGUCGGACCGGCGAGCAUUCAGCUGGAAGAGCUAUAGGGUCAAAAAACAGCCAACAUGCCCAAAGUCAACGUACCUGAGACUGAUGAUCAUAUGCGAGCGAUCGCUGAGCGGGUCUUCGCUUCAGAGACCAAAGAUGAAGAUGUCCGUGAGGAGAUCUCUCUGUUCGGUGUGGCUGAUGACUGUCCAAUCCUAAACCAGGAGAUGGCAGAUCAUGUGGCCCAUGAUGAUGACGUAGAGAAGCGUAUGAAGCUUAUGAACCGCGCUCAGCCCCUGUUAGAUGACAAGCCAACCUAUUUAGAAGUGCCUCACUUCCAGAGAGUGUCCAUCACUGGAGACUACGCUGCUGGGGUGACCAUGGAUGACUUUGAGCUGGCUUGUAAGGGUCUGUAUCGUGCACUGACCAUCAGAGAGAAAUACAUGAAAAUGGCCUUCCAGAGAUUCCCCAUCACCCCAUCUCAGUUUUUACGCAAGAUUGAAGGAGAAGAGUGGAAGCCUGAAGAUCAGGUGCUUCCAGUCUUUACUCCUCCUCCGAAGGCUGACGAGGAUCCUUUUGACACUAAAAAUCUUCCUGGAAACAUCGGCUACGUUGCUCGUAUGAAGGAUGGUGUUAUCUACGUCUAUAAAGACGCGGCGUCUGCUGAUAAACACCAGCCUCUGAAUCAUCCCGGUCCAGACCUCGUGACUUUUAUCGACGAUAUGAACUUCCUUAUCGCCUUGAUUGCUCAGGGCCCAACAAAGACAUACACGCAUCGUCGUCUGAAGUUCCUGAUGUCAAAGUUCAACGUGCACGAGAUGUUGAACGAGAUGGAGGAAAUGAAGGAACUGAAGAACAAUCCCCACAGGGACUUUUACAACUGUAGGAAGGUCGAUACUCACAUUCACGCUGCCGCCUGCAUGAACCAGAAGCAUCUUCUGAGAUUCAUUAAGAAGUCCUACCGCGUGGAUGCAGAACGGGUGGUGCAAGUUUUGAAGGGCAAAGAAGUGACUAUGAAGGAACUUUUUGAAUCUCUUAACCUGCAUCCAUAUGAUCUGACUGUAGAUUCCCUGGAUGUGCAUGCUGGCCGUCAAACCUUCCAGCGCUUUGAUAAAUUCAACGCCAAGUACAAUCCUGUGGGAGCCAGCGAGUUGCGUGAUCUUUACCUUAAAACUGAAAACCACAUAUCUGGAGAAUACUUUGCAACCAUAAUUAAGGAAGUGGCGAGUGAUCUAGAAGAUGCCAGAUAUCAGUACGCAGAACCCAGACUGUCCAUCUAUGGCUGUAACCCUAAUGAGUGGACUAAACUUGCCAACUGGUUUAACAAACACAGAGUCCUUUCACCUCAAUUCAAGUGGAUGAUCCAAGUUCCCAGAAUCUAUGACAUUUUCAGGGGAAAGAAGUUUGUGCCACAUUUUGGAAAGAUGUUGGAAAACAUCUUCCUUCCAGUUUUCCAGGCCACCCUUGACCCACAGUCCUACCCGGAGCUCAGCAUCUUCUUAAAGCAUAUCACAGGCUUUGACAGCGUAGAUGAUGAGUCCAAACACAGCGGUCAUAUGUUCUCCACAAAGAGCCCUAAGCCCGAGCAGUGGGACAUGCCGAAAAAUCCAUCAUACUCUUAUUGGAUUUACUACAUGUAUGCAAACAUCACCCGGCUCAACCAGCUUCGCAAGGAGAGAGGCAUGAACACAUUCCAGUUCAGACCUCAUUGUGGAGAAGCUGGAGCCAUAACCCAUCUGCUGGCCUGUUUCAUGACUGCUGACAACAUCUCUCAUGGUCUCAACCUCAAGAAGAGUCCGGUCCUACAGUAUCUGUAUUAUCUGGCCCAGGUUCCCAUUGCCAUGUCCCCACUCAGCAACAACAGUCUGUUCUUGGAGUAUAACAAGAAUCCUCUGCUGGAGUUUCACAAGAAAGGUCUGAUGGUGUCUCUGUCCACCGAUGACCCCAUGCAGUUCCACUACACUAAGGAGCCUCUUAUGGAGGAGUACGCUAUUGCAGCUCAGGUUUUCAAGCUCAGCACCUGUGACAUGUGUGAGAUCGCCAGAAACAGUGUUCUCCAGAGCGGAUUAUCUGCUGAGGAGAAGGUAAAGUUUCUUGGUGAGAGCUACCUGAAGGACGGUCCGGAGGGCAAUGACAUCCGCAAAACCAACGUGGCUCAGAUUCGCAUGGCCUACCGCUAUGAGACCCAGUGUUAUGAGCUUAAUCUUAUCAAACAGGGUCUGAUGGCUGACUAAAACACACACACUCUCCCUUCAUUAUGUUUAAAACAUUUCUGCUAUCAUUUAACAUGUUUUUAAAUGAGGACGACAUUCAAAAAUGGCCUUCUUGUACAGGUGUCUGUGUAUGGCUUGUCCAAUCUUGUGUCUUACCUUUAACACUGUUUUACUGCAGUAUGUUUACAUCUCCUUUGUGCCUUAAUGUAUUUUUGUUUUUGUCAAAACUGCUACAAGAAAGAGCUGACAUAAUAAAUAAUAUAAGUUUAAAAACA